This is a messenger RNA of Ceratina calcarata, 6040 nucleotides long. RefSeq names its product nuclear pore complex protein Nup188 (gene Nup188). Gene Ontology annotation, biological process: RNA export from nucleus; protein import into nucleus. Gene Ontology annotation, cellular component: nuclear pore inner ring. Bases 215 to 5917 code for a protein of 1900 amino acids. NCBI's taxonomy places the organism in Eukaryota, Metazoa, Arthropoda, Insecta, Hymenoptera, Apidae. The record is from RefSeq and is a predicted model, not a curated record. The transcript is spliced from 5 exons. Gene Ontology annotation, molecular function: structural constituent of nuclear pore.
UGAACCAACGUGAACACAGCUCCAUCGCUUCUGUUGCGCGCGGUAAAUGUAUAUUGUUAUUGUAUCUGAGCAAUGUACAGGUUAGAGUUAUGUUACAAUAUUAUAUUUAAAUAAUUGUUCACUGAAAAUAAUAAUGUUCAACUGCGAUAAUAUACUGAGCUGAUUAUCUCGCGAGAGAUUUAUAAUUUAUUUCUUAUUUGUUUACCCUAAUGUAAUGAAAAUGGAAGUACCUAAUGUAGAAUGUUUACCUUACUGUAAAGAGUUAUGGUUUUUAAUAUCCGACACUGUAUGUCGAUGUGAAAAGCAGUUAGUUGAAGAUGAAAUUAAGAAAGAAACGAAACUUUUCAAGGAGGGAUUAUUAUUUUUUAAACCAUACACUGAAGCGUCGUUAGAAAACAUACCCAAAAAUGAUCCCUCACCUCGAAUAUUCGAAUUGAUCAGUAAACUAGCUCCGCUUCUAAAUUUAGAUGCUACAAUUACAUGGGAUUUAGUAUGUAAUUUUAUAAAAUACGAAUAUCGUAAUUGCGCAGAAACUUUUGCAACGCAACUUAUAGAUUUCACGUCAACAAAAGAGUUGAUCGAUGAUAUCUGGAACUUUUACUACUCUGAAAGAAUGACAUUGAUAAAAUGCCUUAAACUUAUGGUGGAGUACAAAGAUAAACCUCAUCGAUAUCAAAAGGAAUUUGCCAAGUUCUUUGAUGAUGUUUUAUUUGGAACAUUACUGGAGUCUGUUAGGAAACAAAUAGAAAUGUUAAAAACAGUGAAUCCACCUACAAAAUCUCAACUAUGCACAGAAGAAUAUUUGCACAGAUUGUAUAACAGCAGUCUGAUUGAAAUGAGAGAACUGCUCCAUAUAUUGACAGUCAUCAUUAAUGAUAUACAUAUAGCAGACACUGAAUUUAUGAAGCUUUAUGAAAGUAUAGGAGGAGAACCAAGACGGUUGGCAAGCACGAAAAGUCAUGAAGAUAAAAAGGCAAUUGCCAAAAAGAUUAAGGAUAUACAGCACAGUCAGGCAGCAUUGCUUUUAGUGACAUUAGAUGUUAGAAAACACAUUAACAUGGAAGACUGGAUGCUGAACGUUAGAAAUAGUAUGCAGGAAACUUUCGAACAGAAAUGCAUUCGUGACAAUUUCCCUCAAGACGGUCUUCUAUUUUUAUCCUGGAUGUUGGCAAACUAUGCCAUUGAUUCUCAGAAUAUCGACACUUUAAAUCGAUUCAGACCAUUCGGUAUUAAAGCCAUAGCUCUUGAUGUCUUUCAUUAUUUGGAAGAUUUGUUAAAUAGUGAAAUGGUCUCUGAAGAAACUUAUUACGCCGAAGUUGUACGAAGCAGCGCCUACAACCUGCUCACUUUAGUGUGCGCCUUCGUGGAUGAAGAUAAAUUUAGUGUAUUAAACGGCAUUUCCGAUGCUGUUGCUGCUACAGUUCAGUUUCCUGAAACGGCAGCACGAUUCUGGGAGGAAGGCGACGAUGGCCUAUGGUUGAUUUAUAAAUUCGCAGCUGAACAAUAUCCGUAUGAAUUCGAACCACUGACGAACAUUGCAAUCGGAUUGGCGACCGCGUGCAAAGGUAGUGCAGAGAAAAUCGCUAAGGAAUUGGAUAAUCUGAAAUCGUUAAAAUUGGAAGUAUCGCGGCAGCGGAAUUACAACAAACCAUUAAGACCAUAUGAAAGAGAAUGUACGAUUCACAAAAAUACGUACACGAUAUCUGAAGAUUGUGUGCGUGAAAAUGUACGAAUAUUACCAAAUGGACGCGAAGUGGUGAUAUUCCGACAAAGAGCGAGUUAUUGGGAUGUUUUACAUCACAAGAUAGAGCAGCUUUUCUCUCAAGCGGGCGGAGGAACCAUGAGUAUCGAUGAAAUGAACAUCAAUUUACCGGAACACGUUUCGCGAGGUUUGAAAUUGCUAAAAACGCUAGCCCACUAUGUAGGAAUUCGGCAGAGCAUGGUAAUUCCUACAGAAUUGAGUUUUGAAAUUAUAAAUAGAUUCUCUUAUCCGGUAUUACCUGAAGAAAAAAUGUACAUCUACAAAGUAGUCGCAGAUUGCAUCAGCAUUUCGUCCGAACUCGUAUUAGAAUAUCCAGAAGAAAUUUUGUCUCGAAUGCGUGCCGGCGUAUAUCCGAGAUUCAACAAUCGAUACCAGAAGCCAUUAGACUUUGCAGAAGCAAUUUCCUUCGACGGUGGAAUUAUCGCAUCCUGGUUAUCUGCCAUUGAGACGAUCGCUCAUACUUACCCAAUUCUGAACGCAUAUCUAGAUAUUUUAUCGAAAUAUUUGAUCGGAAAGUAUAAUGAGGAAGCUCUCUACACUGUAGAAAUACCCGGAAUGGUAUUUCUGUUGCAAGGUGUUUUGCCAAAAUUGGAUUCUUGGUAUUUCAAUUCCGAUGCCGAAAGAACCGAUCUCUGGUUAAAAAGCAUGUUCUGCCUUCACUACGCACUCCAAUUUAAUCUACCCAAAGAAGACAUACGUAACGAAUUACAGCUCGUUGUAGCCUACAGUUUGUUAUAUCUAGAACCACGACACGCUUUACUUAAGUUAAUUCGCACUGGUGAACGUACUUUGCAUAAUAAAAUGAUGGCAGAGACGGACUGGAUUCGUGGAAAAGGAUUUAAGGCAAUUAGAAGCGUACAACUAGCAUUGUCUGUGGUAAAUAGAUUAUUAAUAUUCCGAAAAUCAUUGAGUUUGGACGUUGGAGAUAGAUCACCGUUGGAAACAGCCUUAUAUUCUUCGCCUCGUGUUCCAAACGGUCUCCUAAUUGUACCCACGAUCGUAAAUUAUCUUUACGUCUGGUUUAGUCCACCUAUGCAAGCAAUGGCUGUCAGAUUGUUAAAAAAAUUUGCAGAAGGAUCAUCGAUGUCGCUUCUCGUCUGUAUGGGCAUGGAUGGUACUGCAAUACGGGAGACUUUUGCUUCUCGCAGAGGUCUCAUGUCUCCGACCUGUAACGUGAACGUCAAAGUUGCCAUCCUCGAGUUGGUCACCGUGUGCUUGGAAAGACAACCCGGUCUGACGGAAGCUCUAUUUAACAUUGUACAUCCGGCGGAAUGCAAGCGAAUUUUCCCACGAUCCGUGGAGGAAUUCUUUACGGAAGGAUGUAGACAGUUUCUGGUUAAGUAUCUGCAUCGAAUUUACGAUAAGGAGGACAUAGUACGCGACAAAUUGUACAACAGCACUAUGGCACUAUUGCGAGCUAUGUGGUACUACAGAAAUGAAAUUCUUGUCAACUUCUUUCGAAAACGUGAGAACUUUUGGACUCAUCUCUUCGCACCACUCUUCAGAGAUUUAGUACCAAACACGAAGGGUUACGCUCAUCUGUUGGAUAUAAUUACUUUGGAACUGUUCAAGACCACGACUUUGGAAGAUGAUUUCAUUGUGAAUUUGAAAAAAUUUUUAGAUAAGUCGAAGGAUUAUUGGAAGAAAUUCGCGAUAUACAUAUUUGAUGAUAUACAGACUGAUAGCGGAAAAUCGAACAGUUUCGAAAAAGAUACCAAUGUUACAGAUACGUAUGAAACAAAUUUAGAAUCGUGGUACAAUUUUAUUGUUACACUGACUGACGAAAGGAUAUCGGCGAAUUAUCCUAUUAACGUGUCCCAGGCACAAUUGAUAACUCAGCAUUCUUUGGAAUCAUUACUGGGACGAAUCAAGCAAUGUUGCGACGUAUCCAAUCGGAAAAUAACGAUGUUACUAGCUUCGUUGUCGCUUCGAUGUAUCACCUCUUGGAAACAAAUGUGCGUCGAUGACUCCAGAAUCUUUAAAUCGGGAUUAACACAACUGAUGCAAGAGAUCGUACAAGUUUAUCGGAAUUAUGGGAAAUCAUUGCGUCAAACGCUUGUCUCUUUGCUUCUUGGAUGCGUGCAUUGCGUGAAAAGCACUUUACGCGAGGAUGCAGUCAGCCUUGAAUAUCUUUUAUCACAAUCCUGCACGAUCGCUGCAAGUGAAUUGGAGGAACUAAAGGAAGCCGCUAUCCUGUUGGAAAAACAGAUCCAACAGCAGAUCGCAAUCGAAAGAAAAACAAAUGAGAAAACAGGUGUGAUCGAAAGCGUUGUUGCGCAGAAAAACGCUGAUGAAAGAAACGCGGAAACCGCCCGUGGAGUGCGUGAUAGUUUACCAGCCACCUUGGCCGUUUGCAUGGUUACUCAGUUAUUACGUUCUUAUGUGGAGCGCACCGCUGCUUCCAAGUCUCAACGGAAAUUUAGUUGCGUUCAGCUUCGCCAGAUGAUACCGGAAUUGAUGACGUGCAUAGGUAUCACUUUACAGAAGUAUCCGUAUCUCAGGUUCAGCACUGCUGCUCUUAAUUUGCUUAAUUUGAUAAUUCGCUCGCCAAAUACGUUGCAUUCUAUCAACGAAAACGAUAUCACAAAGUUAUGGUUGAGCUUGAUACCACCUAACGACAUCGGGAACAGUAUGCUAGACUCGUUGUACGACGAUUGUACGACCAGACAGUGGCGAUGUCAGGAUUGGUGGCCGCUUUAUACGCUCGGUCUCGAGUUCUUAAUAGGACUCGUCACCAGGGAAACGCCCGCUAUUUAUAUGAAGUCCAUUAUAGUGUUCUUGAAUUCUCACGAGUAUCAAUUGAUGGUCGCAUCGACCUUAUUAAGACACACAGCGGAUAUUUAUGCGGCUGAUCUGGUACAGUCUCUUGUUGCGCUGAUCCACAUUAUGGCAACGCAACCGUAUGUUUGGAAUUCGAUACAACCAAACGUCUGCGAGACUCUAAUCAAAUGUAUGUAUCUAGCAUACGAUAAUACCGUGAAUCUAUUGUUGCGACCGCGGAUCCUCAAGUUCAUUAUUGAUGGUAUCAGCAUGGAAAGUGCCGAAGAAUUGGAAUCUUGCGACAAAAGGUCGCCGAGCGGUGAGCUAAGGUUGUUAGUUAAUAAACUGAUCAUCAUAAAUACAACUUGCGCUCUGAGUUUCGUUCACUUUUCGCCAAGACUUAAUACCCUCGUGGACACCAUAUACACGCAAGACUUCUGGUAUACUCCAAUGGCGGAAAUGAAUUUCGGACCUCCACAAAUGAGCAUGAACUCAGGUCCAAGAUUAACUUAUGGUACCAUUAUCAGUUCGACGCAGUUGUUUACUCAGGCUUUGCAUUCACGAUCUCAACCUGUGAGCACUUCGUCCGCUUCCUCCAGCGAGCAAACGAACAAGACGGAUUCUGCAAAAAAGGAAUGGGAGCACGCUGCACCGGAGGAUCGACGAAUGCAUUCGAGCAAGGAUUUAAGGAGGAUCAUUCAUGCAGCGUCCGGUUCCACUUCGAGGUCCUCGUCCAAUGUGGGAAGCGAGUUUUUGGUGUACGUUAGCGGAUUAGACGUGACAGUACCGUUAUUGAGUAGUCCCAGACUCGUGCGAAGACCUUACGAUCCACUCAUUUGCGAGAACACUAUCUUGUCAAGGGCAACAGCUUUGACGAGUGGUAGACACGUAACGAAAAGCGCCGGAAGCAGUGACAGUCCCAUAGUAGCGAAGUACCAAAGGUUUAGCGAUCCUUGGUUCGAAUCUAUGGACGAGAACAACACGAGGUUUGCUCUUGAAGUUAAUCUGGUACUGAUUCUGUGUCAAGCUCUGGAGGGAGUUAGGAGUCCAAGGAUAGCUCUUCGAGAUCGUCAGUUGAUAGCACGUGAAACAGUGACAGAGUUAGGUGUUUUCUUCGAUUUCCUCGAACAUCGGGGUACUCCUGACGAUUGGCAAGUUAAAGGAUCAUUGAUCAAUGCCGACGCUAAAAGCGUGAGAACUGUUCAGCAAACGGCUGACUCGAGUCAGCCCGUAUUACCAGCAAGGUUAAGGAAAAAGCUAGCGAAAAUAUUCGAAGAGAAUGUAUUUACAACGGGAAGAUUCACGACUAACAUUAGUAGUAUUCAAUUUUUGCCUUUAAUGGGAAAAUUACUGAAAACUGUGGUGGAAUCUUUAGAUCUCACUCAGUAUGGCUAAAAACAUCAAAUUGUAAUGAAUGCAUAAAAGAAGAAAGAAACGGAAGAAAUUUUCACUGUACAAAACAGUUUACAAAUAUUUAUCCUUGAAAUUCACAAUAAAGUAAUGUAUUUUUUAUUAUAA